UGAGGUUUGUUGUGCAUGUCCGCGUAAAAAAAAAAACGUUAAAGCGUGAGCAAAAGUAAAAUUUAAGGCUUGAGGAGAAUUUCUUUUUAAUAAAACAAAGUGAAUAAUUUAAUCAUAAAAUAGCAAUAAACAUAAAAAUAAUAACAACCACAACUACUCGACAAUUUUCGCUAUUGCUGUGUUAUCGGGAAAAUCGAGUGAUGAUGGCGACGUUCAUGCUAGUGCUGAUAAUGAAGAUUAUGAUGUAGUGCUAAUCGAAGUAAACGAAAAGUAAACGUUUAACUACCCAUGCUCUACUACAUACCCAUGAAAAUUCCAAAAGUAUUUAAAUCGAUUUAAGAAGUAAAGAGAAACGAAAAUCUCGCAACAAAUCAAAGAGGGAAAUUAAAGCAAUAUUUUAAUCACUUGUCUACUACAAAAAGUCGUCCUUGCCACUACCACAAUAAUUGUGCUAACAAAACUCGCCAAUAAAUUAAAACAAAAACUGACACUCACACUUACACUAGCACUAACAUUGACACACCGAAAUAAAUACAACAAAAACAAAAGAACAAAAAUCUCGGAAAUUUAUUUUUGAUUUUGAUCACAAACCAAAAAAAAAACACAAACAAACAAAGAAAAUACAGAGCCAGAAACAAAAGUGUGUCAAAAGUGUGCGUCUGCGGUGUGUUGCUGUUGCUGUUGCUAUUCCUCUUGCCAGUCCAUUCGCAACGGCUUUGAAUUUGUCGCCGCACUCGUCUUGGUGUGUUGUUGCUCGCUGUCUCUCUUGUUAGUCGGUCUGUCUGUGUGAGUGUGCCUUCACACAUAUAGAAAUAUAUGCCCAUUGAGUGCCUUAUAUCCUUCGAUAACAAUACUCAAGGUGUCUAUUAUGCUGGCCAGGAAUUAUCGGGUGUUGUUGAUCUCACUGUUGAUACAACAAAACGUAUUAAAGCCAUACACAUCACCGUCAAUGGUUAUGCCAAGAUACGCUGGAUAAAGAAGGGAUAUCCACGCGACAGUGAGCGGGCCAUGUGUCGAGCCUAUCGUUCGUAUUUGUCAUCACGCUCCUAUGUGCUGGGAUCAUGUGGUGUCAACUCCUAUCUGGAUUGGAUGGCUGGUGAAUAUUCAUACACAUUCCAUGUUAUACUGCCGGAAAAUUUACCAACCUCCUUCGAUGGCAAAUAUGGACAGAUACACUAUGAGAUCAUAACGACCAUUGAUAGGCCGGGUCGUUAUCCCAAAGUUUUCAAAUUGCCUUUUACGGUGAUACAUCCAGUAGACUUAAACAGUGAUGCCAUAUAUAGGGUUCCCUUAGAGAUAUUAGAUCGUAAACGUUUCUGGAGUUUUUGCUGCCCCACUGGACCACUUACCGUUAAAUUUUCCACACCCUAUUGCGGCUAUGCGCCGGGCCAAAAAAUCCAUUUCGUUUUAUACAUUAACAAUGAGUCCUCCAUCGACAUAACCGCAUGCGAUGUGAAACUGAAGCAGGAGGUGACCUAUGAGACUCAUGAUCCGCAACAUGAGUAUCGCUAUGACAAGCAUUUGAUAGCAUCCAAGCAGUUUGGCAAUGUCUUGAGAUGGAGCCGCAAGGUGUAUCGUGGUUAUUUGGAACUGCCAUCCAUACCGCCAACAUCGGCCAAGACCUCAUGUCCCAUAACCGUCAACUAUGCCAUGAAGAUUGUGAUAAAGCCAACGGAAUUUCAUUGGAAAAUGAAACUGAAGGUUCCCGUGACCAUAGGCAGUGUGCCCAUCAUGGAUAGUUCGAGUAGUGCGGGGGUAUUGCAGGCCAACAACAACAGCAUUAUGAGGGCCGAAUCGGUGGAUGAGCCCCAGGUUAGAGCAAUGGCCAAUGAACAGUUGUUGGAUAACGAAGGCAAUGAGAAUACCACGCCCACGAUAAUGGUGACUGAUGCGGAUAAUCCUCCGGAUUACAUACAAAUGAUGCCUCCCUCCUAUGAGGAUGCCAUGGCCUUAAGCGAGAAAUUUUUCGAUGACUUGGCAUACAUGGAAAAUGUCAGCGUUUCCAGUGUGGUGACCAAUUCCAAAAACGAGAACUUUAAACCGCGCUAUCCCGUCUACUAUUACUACGAGACUCCCAUAAUACCACCCGAAACCCUUUACGAUGCCAUACCAUCACGUUACCAUCCAAUGGUGCUAGCAACGCCUAUGUCGGACAUGUCCCCCACAUCGUUAGAAUUGAGUCAUGUAAAGACAUUUGGGAAAUUCCAAAUAUUGCGUUACAUGAAGAAAUAGUUGAUGAUUGCCCCUCCCGCCCCUACUCCUCGCCCGAAUGGGGCAUCAGCUUCACCUAGCAUAUGUAUAAGCAUCGUCGCCGUCGUCGUUUAAGUCAUCGCGGUCGUCUCUUAGAGUCGUUCUUGUAUUUAAUUUUUUUUUUCGUCUCCAGUGUAUUUGUAAUAUUUCCUUAGAUAGCAACAAAAGAAAAUUUAACCUAAUAACAAUUUUACAUGAACACAAACAUACGCACUUAUUGAAUAUUAUAUGAAAUGUGAAUGUUGUACAUUAGGGUGGGUCGCGCGUUAUCAUUAACAAUUUGGCACAAAUACGUUUUUUUUUUUUGUUUUCUAAUGCAUAGAGAUAAGAUUCUAAGUAUUCUGAAAGUUAUGCGUGCGGGCAUUAAAAAAGAGAUACUAAAGACAAAUGUGUUCAUAAAAAUUAGUUACAAAUCAAAACAAUUGUCAAUAGUUGCCUGUAUGCGAUAGUGAAUACCAUCGGUUUCGAAGAACCUUGUAAAACAAAACACAAACAUUUAGAGCCUCAAUUUUAUUUUUGAACCGAAAUCUUAAAUACAAUUCACCACGAAUUUUUGUUUGAGCAAAUUGUACCAUACAUAAAUUGGGGAUAAUACCUUAAAGGUUGGCAAAAUGUAUUUACGGUAAUGAUGGAUAAUGUUAUGUGUGCAAAGUUCCAAAAAUUUUUACUAGAUGUCGUUCUCGUACUUUACUUACCAGCCGAAGAGAGCGGGAGAGUGCGAGCAAAAUUUUGACAGUUUGGUAAAUGAGAGCUUGCAAAUUUCUGCUGGAGGUUUUUUACCAGCAAAACUUUGCAGCAUCGAACAAGUGUUUAAAAUCAAGUAAAAGUGUGCUAAGUUCGGCCGGGCCGAAUCUUAUAUACCCUCCACCAUGGAUCGCAUUUGUCGAGUUCUUUCCGGCAUCUCUUCAUAGGCAAAAAAGGAUAUCAAGAUAUGGUCCGGUUUGGACCACAAUUAAAAUAUAUAUUGGAGACCUGUGUAAAAUGUUAGCCAAUUCGAGUGAGAAUUGCUCCCUUUGGGGGCUCAAGAAGUUAAAUAGAGAUAUCGAUUUAUAUGGGGGCUGUAUCAGGCUAUAGACCGAUUCAGACCAUAAUAAACACGUAUGUUGAUGGUCAAGAGAAGAUCCGUUGUACAAAAGGCAAAUCGGAUAAUAAUUGCGACCUCUAGACUCUCAAGAAGUCAAGACCCCAGUUAGGUUUAUAUGGCACCUAUAUCAGGUUAUGAACCGAUUUCAACCAUACUCAGCACAGUUGUUGGAAGUCAUAAUAAAACACCUCAUGCAAAAUUUCAGCGAAAUCGGAUAAGAAUUGUGCCCUCUAGCUCAAGAAGUCUAGAUCCCAGAUCGGUUUAUAUGGCAGCUAUAUCAAAACGUGGACCGAUAUAGCCCAUUUACAAUCCCAACCGACCUAAACUAUUAAAAAGUAUUUGUGCAAAAUUUCAAGCGGCUAGCUGGAAAAGAUACUAUCGUUAAUUUUCCAUCACCUACAUUUCAAAUCAAAAUGCGAAGUAUAAAUCGAGAGAUCGAUUUAUGCAGAAGCAAUAUCUAUGCUCAGAUCGCUCUUAUUUUGACCAAUUUUGCAAAAAACAAGUAAAAAGGCGUUAAGUUCGGCCGGGCCGAACUUUGGAUACCCACCACCUCGGGUA
Stomoxys calcitrans (stable fly) is the source of this 3892-nucleotide messenger RNA. RefSeq names its product arrestin domain-containing protein 17. Gene Ontology annotation, biological process: protein transport. The transcript is spliced from 5 exons. Gene Ontology annotation, cellular component: cytoplasm. The record is from RefSeq and is a predicted model, not a curated record. The coding region runs from base 817 to 2232 and encodes 471 amino acids. NCBI's taxonomy places the organism in Eukaryota, Metazoa, Arthropoda, Insecta, Diptera, Muscidae.